UCUAGCAUGUGCCUGUUUGCUUGGUGCUGUUCUCCUGAUAAAUCACAACAAAGCUUCCAGAGGGAGAGAAAGGAUGGACGGCCCGGCUGCCCCUGUUACUAAAUCUGCAACUGCCAAGUUAGUUAAGAGAAAUUUCCUUGAGGCUCUAAAGUCAAAUGACUUCGGAAAAUUGAAGGCCAUUUUAAUCCAACGGCAAAUAGAUGUGGACACAGUUUUUGAAGUUGAAGAUGAGAAUAUGGUUUUGGCAUCUUAUAAACAAGGUUAUUGGUUGCCUAGUUACAAAUUAAAGUCUUCUUGGGCCACAGGCCUGCAUCUUUCUGUCUUAUUUGGUCAUGUGGAAUGUCUUCUGGUGCUACUGGACCACAAUGCUACAAUCAAUUGUAGACCCAAUGGGAAAACCCCUCUUCACGUGGCUUGUGAAAUGGCCAACUUGGAUUGUGUUAAGAUCCUCUGUGACCGUGGAGCAAAGCUCAAUUGCUACUCCUUAAGUGGACACACAGCUUUACACUUCUGUACAACUCCAAGCUCCAUUCUCUGUGCCAAGCAGUUGGUUUGGAGAGGGGCGAAUGUGAACAUGAAGACCAACAACCAGGAUGAGGAGACACCCUUGCACACAGCUGCCCACUUUGGCCUUGCAGAGCUGGUGGCCUUCUACGUGGAGCAUGGGGCUAUAGUGGACAGUGUGAAUGCCCACAUGGAGACCCCCCUGGCUAUCGCCACCUACUGGGCCCUCCGCUUUAAAGAGCAGGAGUACAGCAGGGAGCAUCACCUCAUCUGCCGUAUGCUACUGGACUACAAGGCCGAGGUCAAUGCCCGGGAUGAUGACUUUAAAUCUCCACUCCACAAGGCAGCCUGGAACUGUGACCACGUGCUCAUGCACAUGAUGCUGGAAGCUGGCGCCGAAGCCAACCUCGUGGAUAUCAAUGGCUGUGCUGCUAUCCAGUACGUUCUAAAGGUCACCUCUGUGCGACCUGCUGCCCAGCCUGAGAUCUGCUACCAGCUGCUGCUGAACCAUGGGGCUGCUCGGAUAUACCCUCCACAAUUCCAUAAGGUGAUACAGGCUUGCCAUUCUUGUCCCAAAGCAAUCGAAGUUGUCGUCAAUGCAUAUGAACACAUCAGGUGGAACGUAAAAUGGAAAAGGGCUAUCCCUGAUGAUGAUUUGGAGAAAUACUGGGAUUUUUACCACUCUCUCUUCACUGUAUGCAGUAACUCUCCAAGGACUCUCAUGCAUUUAUCGAGAUGCGCCAUUCGAAGAACGUUACACAGCAGAUGUCACAGAGUAAUUCCUUUGCUUUCCCUCCCAUUGUCAUUGAAAAAGUACUUGCUUUUAGAGCCAGAGGGAAUCAUUUAUUAAGGCUUAUGAGACAGAAGUUCCCAAUCCUUAAUGUUUAAGUGGACUUGCUGUGUAGAUGCAGUUUGCAUAAAUAAAAUGGUACUUGGGUUGAUUAUAACACCUCUGGGAUUUUGAAACACUUGACAAAAACUAUGUCAUUAAUCCUAGGGUAUUAUGGUGAGGGGAAAUAAACAAGAUUAAGAUAUUCUCAAAGACAAGAGCAUAUCCGUAACAUAAUGACAUAGCAAUAAUAGUAUGUAUAGUGCUCUUACUAGGUUCCUGAUUAAUUUUGUAAAAAUUUUCAUAUGUCAUCUCAUUUGAAAUGGGACCCAGGUUUUCCUAAAACCAAUAUCAUUCUCUCCCUUAUCAGUAAGGAAUAAGUUUACAUUACCGUUCAUGUGACAGAAUGCUAGGCUUUGUGAUGGGCCUCUUAAUCUUGGUGCCCUCUGUCCACUCCCACUUAGCAGGAAUUACUGUUGCUAGUUUUGCAAACUCCGAUCCCCAUGCCAAGCUCCUCAACUUACUUUAGUGAAGAAAGCACAUGAGCUUUUAGUCGAAUAGUUAAAACAAAAUCUUUGAGUUGAGUUAGAAGCGAAAAACAAAGACCAGUGCACUUGAAAGUCGAAAUGGACAUUUUAAGACAUUCUCACUGAGCCAAAGACUGGAGAUGCAAAGAUGAGCCCAAAGGGAGGACUCCUGCCCUCCAGGAUCUUACCACUAGACGAGGAUCCGGAUACACAAGCAGGGAACUGCGGUGUCAGACGUCAGGGGCAAGAGUACAGGUGCAGUUUCAUUCUUAGUGCUUGACUUUCAAAGUUGUGUUUCUGACAUGAAGUGUGGUUUUCUUUGAAGCAUGACAAUUAAAGAGUGAAGGGAUUGUGUGAAAUAGAGGGGUCUCCAGCCACUAUGAGUGUAAAUGUACUUGCUGUAAGAUUAUCUCCACAUCUAGAUAUUUUUAUUUUAGUAUGAUUUCCUUUGUAGUGAUUUUCAAGACUCCUUGGGAAGAAUAUUGCACACUUGAUGGCGCCCACGUAUGUGACAAGAAAGUUUAGGAAAAUGUGCACAAGGAAGUGUGUGAAGGGGAAGACAGGUUGAUUACUUUGGUUUCUUGGUGUAGUGGGCUGACAUAAAGCAUUUUAGCAAGAAGGUAAGGAGCACUUUCCUAGAGACAGUCGACUGCAUAAGGCACAUAGAAAGACUUUUGGAAAAUGGUAAAAGUUUGAGAAACUUGGAAAGAGAAGUGUGUUAAUCAGGUCUGUUAGCAGUUUGCAGAAAGAGAAAUGUAGAUGAUUAACCCCUGGACUUCAUGGUUUAUGAGGCCAACUUUGCUUUACUUUUUUGUUCUUGCUAAUCAGUCUUAGAUAAGCUUAUUGACUCUUAGCAUUGCCUUUUAGAGGUUAGAGCAGAAGUAAUUAAGCACAGAGAGGUCUAUUUGCUAGGUGUGAGCAGGGUUUUUUUAAAAUAUUUAUAUGGUUCUCCAUCUUGUUUAACUUUAGAUACUUGAGUUUCGAGUAGAGAUGAUGUCAAAUAUUCCACUAGCCUGCCACCUAGACUGUGCUUUGCAUACUGGGAUUUGCGUACUCCUGGUGCUGUAUAGGAAGAAUCAUAAGUGGAUACAAUAAUAUUUCUGCAAAAUCAAUUCUACUGAUAUUUGGGUGAAAUACUUCAUUCUGUAUUAUGGGAUAGAAUACUGUAUUUGUAUGAACUAUUCAUAUGAAACAUGAUCUUUCAAAAAAACAGUUUGCUUGCAAGAAAUGAUAUUAGAACACAUUCUAGGAUGCCAAGCAGAGGUGCUGCCCUCCAGCUUCAAGGAUAUUCGGACAGAAAUAGUUGUGAUGAUGUGACUUAGGCAUUUAAACCACUGCUGAGGACAAAGGGAGAGGAUGUUCCUUGCAAGGGAAAAUAACGUCCGCCUGCUGUGCUUAAACAUUUUCUGUUAAUCUAGCAUAUGAUACAUGACUACUUGUUUUGAAUUGUUUAUUUGUGGCUUUAAAGUUAUUUCUCCUCAUCUUUGAACUCUCAUUUAGAGGACUUAAAUAAAGCUCUUUUCUUUCCUUUCA
Messenger RNA from Phacochoerus africanus (Common warthog), 3393 nucleotides. RefSeq names its product ankyrin repeat and SOCS box containing 4 (gene ASB4). Lineage: Eukaryota; Metazoa; Chordata; Mammalia; Artiodactyla; Suidae. The record is from RefSeq and is a predicted model, not a curated record. Gene Ontology annotation, biological process: intracellular signal transduction. The transcript is spliced from 5 exons. Gene Ontology annotation, molecular function: protein binding. The coding region runs from base 74 to 1354 and encodes 426 amino acids.